Nomia melanderi (Alkali bee) is the source of this 1571-nucleotide messenger RNA. The record is from RefSeq and is a predicted model, not a curated record. Lineage: Eukaryota; Metazoa; Arthropoda; Insecta; Hymenoptera; Halictidae.
AUUUAUUCGUGAACGCGUCGUUCUCAAUGUGAAUGCUUGUGGCUGUGUCGUAAACUAGCCUUAAGGUUUCGCGCUGUUCGAAUUAUGAAUGUGAACCCUCUAUGUAUCGCGUUGUUUCAGAAUUUAAACGCGCCAAUCGCGACAGGAUCGUAUUAUUUAGAGCAAAAUGACCGAGAUUAAACCGAAGAAACGGAAAGUAUCGAAGAAGACGAAGAAGUCGUGGCGCAAACAUGUGGAUAUAAAGGACGUUGAUAAAUUUUUGGAGGAUUCCCGGCAGGAGGAGAGGUUGGGAUCGUUUUCUGUUCGUGAAAAUUCUGAUUUGUUUGUUAUUUCUACUAAGCCGGAAGUUCUUUCAAAGAAACAGCGCCGUGAAUUAUUGCAAUCCAAGGAAUCACGAUGUUUCAACGUUUUGAAACCUCAUUCGUCGGUUCCGGACCCAGUAACAAAGAGGAAUCGUGUGAGGACAAAGGAAGAGAGAAAACAUCCUAUUCUUUUGAAGAAGGAAGCUCUUAAGAAGGCCCAGGGUAUUCUGAAACUAAAGGACAGAUUAAAAUUAAAAAAUAAGAGCAUCGCGGAGAAGAAAAGGCUAAUUAAACCGAAAAGGGGCGAAUUCAAAGAUGACGUAUGGAAGGACAAGGUCAACAGUGUGAUCGAUGAAAAGUGGAUGUCCUCUGAUACUAUGCGACACACGCUGUUGCAUUUUGGUAUGAAAAAAAAGAGAUUGCCCGCUUCGUUGCACAAAAAGCCUUCAGCUUUGCCAACAAUUGAAAUGCCGCAUCCAGGAAUGUCUUAUAAUCCUGCGUACGAAGAUCACCAGGAGUUAUUGCAAGAAAUCGCGGAGAAAGAAUUACAGUUGAUAAAAGAAGAAGAACACCUGAAAAGAGUUACCACAAAUAUGUUUAAAAAGGUUUCACACGAAGAAAGGGAAAGGAACACUAUGAAAGAAAUGUCGGAAGGUCUGAAUUUAGACAAUCAAGCUUUGGUGGAAGAUGAUAAUGAUGAUAAUAAUAAUAAUGAUGAUUCAGAAGUAAAGUCUGUAAAUCCUCCAGUGAAAAAUAUGAAGAAAACUCAUGUCCAAAGGCGUAAACAAAAGGAACAGAAAGAGUUGGCACACAGGAUUCAAAAGGGGAAGAUAGAGAAAAAGAAAAUCGCAGACAUUUACAAGUUAAAACAAUUAGAUAAACAGAUGACUAAAACUGAACAGAAACAGAAAGUUUUAAGAGAAAAGAGAUUGAAAAAGAAAGCCCAGAAAGCAACAGGUACUAAAGUUCUUAGUAGAAUCAAAUUUGAGCCCUUGGAUAAUGAUUUUAAAUUACCAGAAGAAUUAACUGGCAGUUUACGAAAUUCUGCACCAGCUGGUAAUUUAUUGAAAGACAGGUUCAAAUCCCUUCAACAAAGGAAUAUUGUAGCUCCUUCUGUACUUAAAUUGAAACAAGAUAAAGCUAAAGUGAAACGAUUUAUAAAACCAGAUCACAAAAUUGAUAUUCCCAAAAUAAAAUAACGAAAUAGAUGUGUAGUUUUUGCAAAGUUGUGUACAUAAAAUGAAUAUAUGUAUUUCUUUCUAAGCAUAA